AUGACGAAUGAAGAAAAAUGUAAGCAAAAAAAAUGUCAACCAGUUUCUUCAGACAAUUGGUUUAAACGCUAUUUUUGUGAUGAUUUUAAUCUAUGUUGUUGUUUAUGGUUAUCGAACAAAAAUAAUUCAGAUUCAAAUGGUGAUGUUUGUUGCUCUUCUGAUGAUUCUGGCAAUAAAUGUGACUGUGAUGGUUGUGACUGUGGUGGUUGUGACUGUGGUGGUUGUGACUGUAAUGGAUGUGAUUGUUAAUUAUAUUGACUAGUUUUUUUUUGUUCAACUCUUUAAUUUGUCAUAAGAAUAAAACACAACUUAAUCAUUUAUUGUUUAAGUCCAUCAAUGGAUGCAGAGAGGUAGAACAUCCAAAUCUUUAGUCAAAGCAAUAGAUUUUAUUUGUUAGUAUUGUGAAAUGUUUUGUUAAAGAAGAUAUUAUUUGUAGAACUUAAUAAAUUUUGCAUUGAAUGUAUAGUCAAGAAAAUAUUAUAAUUUAUUCAUUAGCAUACUCUAUUAUAUGAUUAAUAUUAAAGUAAAUUUCAUGACAACUAUUCGGUCCUUUCAUGAUAUGGUGUUGUUUUCAUCGUGCAUGUCAUAGAACGAGAAUAGAAAAUGAGCCAUUUUUUGUGAUAUUAUCAACAUAUAAAGUUUCUCUCUUCUAGCAUGUGCUAACUAUAGUAGAAAGUAGAUGCUAUAAUUCCAAGGGGUAAAGAUGAUACUUUUAUGUAUUAACCCUUAAAAGCCGAAUGUACCUUCCAAGGGACAUCAGUAUAUUGACAACAGAAGUUAAUACAAGAUGUUCUCGGAAGAAACUAAAAAUUUUCUGAAUUGACAAGACUCUAACGAUCAUAUUGAAACAACAAGAAAAUAAUAUUCCGUUAAAUUUCAUGCAAAACCGAAGAUCUUUCAAAACCAAUCAGUUCCAAAGUAAUUCUUUAUUUUUCAGCUUCC
Molecule: messenger RNA, 942 nt
Organism: Rotaria sp. Silwood1
Lineage: Eukaryota; Metazoa; Rotifera; Eurotatoria; Philodinida; Philodinidae
Source: the annotation of a GenBank genome assembly